Messenger RNA from Synchiropus splendidus (mandarinfish), 2839 nucleotides. RefSeq lists its product as uncharacterized. Bases 80 to 2167 code for a protein of 695 amino acids. The record is from RefSeq and is a predicted model, not a curated record. NCBI's taxonomy places the organism in Eukaryota, Metazoa, Chordata, Actinopteri, Syngnathiformes, Callionymidae. The transcript has 4 exons.
GUUUAACCGGACGCAAGUUAGAAACUCAGUGUAAACCUCAGCGGCAUGCAAUGGGCAGAUCGUAUAAGAGCUCAGACUGAUGAAAGGACGACAGAUGCAACAGACUGGUGGCAACAGGAGGAAUUCAAGGUCAGGUGUGAAAAUGGGGUCCUUGUCUUGCUUCAUCCUAAUUUCCCUGUCUCUGUCAUCUCUUGGGAGCUGUGGACAAACAGUCGACAACUCACAAUCCAUCUUGCCCCGUCAGGCCAUUCUCUUCCCAGAUAGCCCAGAUAGUGUGUCUGCUGAGGGAAGUGGGCAAAAUCAUGAUGAUUUUACAAAACACCAGACACCAUUCAGCCACUUUCCACAAAAGCUUCGGCAAGACAAAAUCCCAGAAGCUAUUCCUUCCACUUCCUCCUCCUUAGAAACAAAGGUGGGAGUAAAGAAUCAGACGUCUGAUGCAGGGCAGGUUCAUUCCAGCGACCAGGUUAUCACAGCAGAUCUUCAUGAGGGUGCCCUUGUUGAAGACAGUCUCAUUGCAAGAGGGGAGCAGCUGAAACACUCGAGCGUGGCGAACGACCAUGAUCUUACUGGUAUGGAAACAUAUGUGUUUUCCUCAAUGGCAGAGAAAGAUGUAUCAGAACACCUCUGCUUCUUUGGCACUAGACCUUGCAUUAUUCCAAAGAACGUAAAUGGCACUAGCCUUCUCUGGAACGACAUGCGGCGGACGCUCGCAUUUGCCUGGGAGCUGCAUGUUUUCGGAUCAGCUGGCCUCUUCAUAUUGAUGGUAGUCUUGGCAGCCUUUGGAAUGGCUGGAGCAUGCACUCUAACCUCUCCGCUUCACGGUGAUCUAAUCCUGCCCAACAGUCUGCUGAUCGUGAGUGGUUCUCUCCGUGCUGUCCUCCUCCUACUUGAUCCUUAUGGGACUCGUCAAAUCGUGUCUCACGCCACUCUGGCAGCUUUGCAUAACGUCCCGAUGCAGCUUCUUCUGUGGACACAGGUUUCGCUCCCACUGAUCACACUCCGAGGGUUAAAGAUGUUACCUUUCCCAAGGAAGCUGAUGCACCCAUGCGUGUUAGGAGGACUGGCCAUUUUACAUACUAGCCUUCUGGUUGUCGCAGACCUGUGUCCACUAUUUAGCUUCCCUGAGCUCCCUAUUGUCCUUCAGACUCUGUCGUUCAGUUGGGGUCUCCUAUUCUGCGUCGGGAUUCUUGUGAAAACGCUCCUCUACAAAAAAGUCCAUCGUGGGUCAUCUGCUGCACAGUGUGGUGUUGCUCAGAGAAUUGCAAGGAGGGCCCAACAGGUAACCGUAGUUUGUGCAUUCUUUGGGACUCUCUGCUGCUGCCUACAGAUAUUUAGCCUGCUCUGGCUCUAUGGUCUGUUGGGUAACUGGAGACGCUUUGGUUGGGGUUGGUGGCUCUGCCAAUUUUGGGCGAGAAUACUUGAAAUAUCUUGGGGGUUCUCCUUGCUCAUUUUGGGAUCGUGGAUCUUCUGGUCACCCAUUAGUUGUCAUAAGAAAGUAAACAACGGGAAAGAUAAAUCUGGGGGUUUGAAGAGUGAGAAGAAGAUGCUGUGGGAUGGAAUCGUGUCGUUUAUACAAGGGAUGCCUUUUAAAAAAACACCAGAAAGCUGGUUACACCUCAUUCCAAAUAACUGGGCAAAGUACAAUCCAUCGGAAGUCAGCAACAUAACGUCUCCAUAUGAUAAUCAACCUUCAACUAAUGCGUCCGAUUGCAAAGCCGCCCAUGUUGGAUGUUACGACUCUCAGGAGGCCAGUUUGUGGCAAAAGCUAAACGAGCGUGAAUGCAUUCUGUCGCUAAUAGAAUUUGAAAUGAGGCCACCUUCCCCGAUUAACCUGCGGCGAAGCAUUGACAACGCUCUGAGUCCCAGACACCUCAUACCUGGAGGACUCUUCACCCCUCCUCCUCCAGCCUGGAGUCACACACUGGGACAAGACACCAGUGAGCAGGAAACAAGAAUAUUGCCUCAAGCCUAUGCUGGAUUCGGCUGGAUACUGGAAACAGAAUCCACUCCGGUGUCUCCCGACCACUUCGGGACUCGGAACGCUUCGGCUGAUCACAGUUUCAUUUCUGAAUCAAAUCACAGUCAGAGGGAUAAUUUAAAUUCAAGAUACUCUGCAGGGAUGUAUCAGCGUGAGUGGUCAGAUGAUGAUGUCACAGACCUUUGAUCGCAAACUAAACAUUUUUUAUUUAGAAAUGUCACGUCAUAAGGGAGAAAAUGCAAACAUUUUAGAAUGUUACUGCCCAACUGAAUAUGUAACUUUGUAUCUUAUCAUUCAAAGAAGUGUGAGGCUGUUGUGAACUCUGGACCAGAUACUUAUGUCUAACUCAAAUAGUGCCUAAUAGCUAGUCAUUUCAUUGCACCCUUCUGUUACUGGAAACACCUAUUUUUAUUCAGUUGUCGAUGGAUUAUUCGAGCUAGUGCGUUAGUAUGAGGCGAAGCAAAUGAAAAGGAGAGAUGGUAAAUGAGAACAGAUGGAGGAAGGCGGAGGGAUAUAGAGAACAGAUACACAGAUUAGAGAAAGUUAGCGGCAGAUGUUGGCGAGUGAUCCAGCCAUCAGCUCAGCAGGUGGGAAGCUCUGCUGUCUGAGAAAGGUGAUCUGGAGGGCAGUAGUGCACAGCUUGAGUCCUUUAAAGCUACAGAUGUUAUGGCGAGUCUUUUGAGGAAUUGACUGAGAAAGUCAGACUUUCAGCAUUGGGGUUAAAAAUAAUGAAUAAAUAGUGAAAAUGUAAAAAGUUUAGUAUUAUAAUAAUAAUUGUAACAUAGUUGCCUGAAUGAUUAUAUUUCACUACUUUUGUUCUCUGUGUAUGCUAAAUAAACUGCUUCAAUAAAAGGCACU